UCUUUUGAACGCUACAAAAAGUGUUUUCUACUAAUAAAACGUAUUUAAUCGUAAAAUCUCGAAAAUAAGCCAUUAAAGUAUACAUAACAUCCAAUCAUUAUUGGAUUUCUUUAGUUUGAGUUGAAUUAUAUCAAUAAAACUUGAUUUGUUCAAAAUUUACUUCAUAAAACGAGUUAAAUAAAACUUAACCUACAAAAUGGUGAAAUUAACAUCAGAAUUAAUAACACAAUCCAUGCAAUAUAUAAAUCCUGUACGAGACCGGGAAUUAGAUUUAAGAGGUUAUAAAAUACCACAAAUCGAGAAUUUGGGUGCCACAUUAGAUCAGUUUGAUACAUUGGAUUUUUCCGAUAAUGAUAUAAGAAAAUUGGAUAAUUUUCCAUAUUUAAAGCGUUUGAAAUGCUUAUUAAUGAAUAAUAAUCGAAUUGUACGCAUUGCUGAAGGCUUAGAAGAAUGUAUACCAAACCUAGAAAGUUUGAUAUUAACUGGAAAUCAAAUUGAAGAAUUAUGUGACAUUGAUCCAUUAAUUCCGUUAACAAAAUUAACAACAUUAAGUUUACUCCACAAUCCAAUCACAGCCAAAGCCCAUUAUCGUUUAUAUAUUGCAUUUAAAUUGCCACAAGUCACAUUAUUAGAUUUUUGUAAAAUACGGCAAAAAGAACGGGAAGAAGCAAAUACAUUAUUUAAGAGUAAAAAAGGCAAAGAAUUACUAAAAGAAAUAUCUAAAAAAGCGAAAAUUUCUGCUAAUAUUAAUAUAUCUGAUGCCAACAAAGGUCAUUCGAAACAAGAAUUAUGGAAAAUUCGUGAUGCUAUUGGUAAGGCCACAUCUUUAGACGAAGUUGAAAGACUUAGUCAACAAUUACAAGCAGGACACAUACCGGAUAUGGGACAUCAUCAUCGAAAUGGUGGUCCAAGUCAUUCUAAUGGAUCCCAUAUGCAUGACGAUGAAGAAAUGGAAACAGAUGGUCGUCAUUAACAUUCGUAAAGUGGUACAAAAGCGCGAUUGAGGUGGUAUUUAUAAUUAAUUAAUUAUAUUUUUAAGAAAAAUAGUAUGUAAGCUGAUAAGAAUUGAAAAUUGUGUUACUACAAAUACUUACUUUUUGAUAAGAAUAGAAGAUUAUAUUAUAAAUUCUUUUUAUUACUAGAGAGAACAAUUAUCGAAUUUGUAUAAUUAGAUUAUGAUUUCCAAUGAAUUAUUUUUUGAUUUUGUUAAAUAAAAAUUACAUUUUUUUUCUGUAAAUUAAUUUUUUGGCAUAAUAUAAUCUCUAGGGUUUUCGAGAAGCGAUAUAAACAUAUUUAUUUUACUACACACUAAAAAAAAAAGGUUACAAAAAGAUAGAAAAAAUGAAACAGAAUUCAUGAAUCCUGGAAAUUGGAUACUUUUUUGGCACAUUUAAAACAAAAAAUGAUUUUAUUUAUUUUACUACACCCUGCUCUGGCGUUAAAGGGAAUGAAGCAGCAGACUCGUUGACGCGAGAGAGAUUGUCUCAAACGCCUCUUUCAUCUGAGCUUGUAGUUUCCAUGGAAAGAUGCUUCGUAAUUUACCGAAUCAAGGAAUGGCAAACUGUGUACAACCACAGCGCCAGGUCAUUCGAUUGUGCUCGCCUGAAGCUCUCUUGAUCAUAGUUGAGAAGGGUGGUGGAAAUUUCGAAGGAAAAGCUGUGGGCUUUCUGUGUGGCGUCUGGCCUCGGCUUACUUCAAAUAACACCUUUCAUCCGGAGAUUUCUCGCUUUUGGGUGACAGGUUGUUCUCAAGGAGGGGGGUACAGAGAUCCCUUUGGUCUAGUUGCUAGGGAUCACAUUGCGGUACCCUUCUUUUGUUGUAUUAUUAUUAUUACUGCACACUAAAAAAGGUUACGAAAAAAUAGAGAAAAUGAAACAGAACCCUUGAAUCCUAGAAAUUUCUUCCAGAAGUAUAAUAUUAACAGUAUGUAUGAUUUUGAAAGAAACCUUUAAAUCCCGUAUUUCCUAAAAAUCACCUAAAACUUAAUUCUAAAGAAAAUUUAACAUGUGAAAAUGCCUUCAUAAAGAAAAUUUAACCUGUUUCCCAUCAUUUAAAAAUUACA
Molecule: messenger RNA, 2062 nt
Organism: Chrysoperla carnea
Lineage: Eukaryota; Metazoa; Arthropoda; Insecta; Neuroptera; Chrysopidae
Gene: U2A
Product: probable U2 small nuclear ribonucleoprotein A'
Exons: 5
Coding region: 197-973 (258 amino acids)
Biological process (GO): mRNA splicing, via spliceosome
Cellular component (GO): U2 snRNP
Molecular function (GO): U2 snRNA binding; protein binding
Source: RefSeq, a predicted model, not a curated record